AUGGCAGCCCCGAUCCCGUGCGCCAGCCUGAAGAAGGCGGGCAUCAUCGUGGCGAUCGUCGAGAUCGUAUUAUGUAUCCUGGCCGUCUACGGGCUAUUCGCCAACUGGCUGCGCUACGGAUCGAAGUACUUUUUCUGGUGGCUAAUUGGAAUUAUCUCGGUGGUCAUCCUCCUGCUGGCCAUCGCCCUGAUGCUGUACGCGAUAUGUCGGGAGAGUCCACGAUGGCUGAUUCCGCAUCUGUCGGCGCAGAUUUUUUUGAUCCUGUUCCUGAUCGUGCUGACCAUCAUCGUGGCCUUUCUGCUGCUCUUCCAGGCAUAUGCCGGCAUCCGGAAUCUUCUUGGGGUUACGCACGAGACGACGAGUGAUGAUUCCACCUUUUUGCUGGGUAUCAUGAUCAUCGUCAUCUACCCGGCGAUCGCCAUCCUCGAGUGCUUCUUCCUCUACAUUGUCUACAAGCUGUACAAGCACCUCCAGCAGUACGAGAAGCUCCGCACCGGUUAUCCUUCAGAUAACUUGAAACGGAGUCACUGGACCACCGUAGGAAAAAUGCCGGUUGAUGAUAAGCACGGAGCCCCUGAACUCGGCCACCUCUACCUCUACAACCAGGAAAACGAGGAGAGCAGAUACGGAGCCGACGUCGAGCCGACCUACCAAAAUCAACCCCAUCGAUAC
Mesorhabditis spiculigera is the source of this 672-nucleotide messenger RNA. NCBI's taxonomy places the organism in Eukaryota, Metazoa, Nematoda, Chromadorea, Rhabditida, Rhabditidae. The record is from the annotation of a GenBank genome assembly.